This is a messenger RNA of Caenorhabditis elegans, 1169 nucleotides long. The record is from the annotation of a RefSeq genome assembly. Lineage: Eukaryota; Metazoa; Nematoda; Chromadorea; Rhabditida; Rhabditidae.
AUGUCGUUGUAUGCUUCAAUUAUUUGUGUGAAAUGCACACAUGUUUUUAACGAGCAAGAGCGACGUCCGUGUGUAGGGACAUGUUGCCAUUCAAUAUGUGAACAAUGUUUUGAUGAGAAGAUAUCUUCAACGUGUCCUGCUUGCAACAAAAUCGAUGCAUUUGAGAGGAAGAGCAUUAAUUGACAAGCGGCCGAAAUGAUUGCAACAAUGGCAGAAAACACGGAUUUUUUGAAUUGUACAAAUUACAAACAUAACUCAGAUGUAAGUAUUUAUUUCAUUCAAAAUAAAUUUGGUAUGUGCUCAGAAUGUAAAGCUCACACAGAGAAACUUCGAAUCUGUGUUGAAUGUGCAAUACGAUCAGGACACUUAGUGAAAACUGAAGAAAAUGGAAUCGAUUUGUAUCAAAAGUUUCUGGAAAACUAUCCGGAUAAUUCAGCGGCGCAAGUUAUGAGUACGGGAAUUUGUGCAAAUUGUUGUAUUGAUGGAACUCACAGGACACACAAGAUUUCUCUAAUCAAAAACAUCAGCUCUUUGCUGGGAAGAAUUGAACUUUUUAACAUUCCCUCAGUGAUCUUCCUUGACAUGGCAACCAUUCUCAAUGCACUCGAAACUAAGUCCUCACUGGAACUUUCACACAUUUAUUGCAAGAAAAAAUUUUCGGUCUCCCGAAGUUGAUAGACAAAUAUUGUCCAGGAAUACUUCUCACAGAAAACAUGAAAAUCAAAUUGAAACGAGGAACGGAAAUUCUGUAUUAUCUUCUCAGAAAAGUCAAUCCUAUGUUCAUUCAACUUACUUAUGAAGAUAUCGACUCUGCAAGUGGGGAAGAGAAAGAAGAAUUCCAGAAACUUCUAAAAAAACGGAAGGAAUUCCAGGACAUCGUCUCAUCUUCAACAAGUUAUUCUGAACUAGACGAACACGAUUUUCUGCUCAUUGACAAUGAGUUUGAGUCCUGUGAUUUAACAACUUUAAUAUCUGCACUUUUUGAGUGUCUGGGAAAGGAUGGCGUAGGGAGGAACGUGUUAAAACCUUACUCAGGUUACACGAGCCAAGCUGCUUCAAAAAUGGUGCCGUUCGACAUAUUUGGUGGCUAUACUCAGCUAGUGUCAGAAUAUCUUGGAAAAGAUGUCUCGGAAAAGAAAACAAUCAAGGAUGAUUUGGAACUCGAUUGA